ACGCUAAGCGUGCGAAUGGUUUAUGAAAAUGAACCUAAAACCUUCUGGUGUGGCGCACGAAGGUCAUUAAAGUUAGUGACAACCCUAUCGGAACCGUUUUGUCCGUUCGCACGCCUUCGCUUCACACACGAUGCCGGCGAACAUCUUGCCUCCCUCUCCUCGCCGGUCUUUCUUCUGUAGCAUCCCUUCUUCCACGCUUGUGAUCAUACUUCAACGACUCACCCGCUCACUUCUGUGCUGUGCCGUGGUGUGACGUCAUGAACCUGAUGGAUCGCACCUACCCGGUACGGUCGGCCCUGCACAGCGUACGCAACCUUCAAAGCUCCUUAGCGCCCGAAACGCCAGCAAAGCUGUGUGCGUGUGGGGUUGUACGACGUUCGGCCACCCAAGACACCAGCAGCUCUUCAGCAGCAGCCACUCCACCACGGCGGUUCGUGUAGAUUCUUGAUCUUCGCGCGUCCCGUCCGCGGGCUAGCUGUACGCUGAAACGAUGACGUAUCGAGCGCGAGAGCAGCACACUUCGGUCAGCAGCGGUCGCUCGAAUCGCGCACGGUCAUCGAUGGUGCGCUCAUUCCGCGUCGGCUGGAAGAACGCAACGGUUGUGUGUGCCGCGAGCGUACUGUUGCGCAGUAUAUCCUUGUCCAGGAUGUGACCAGUUCCAGUUUGUUCCGUUGUUGAACGAGUUGAUUAGAAAGAGUGCAAAUUAAGCGUGUGAACAUUUGCAAUCGUGCCGUGUAGUUGUGCUAGUGCGACAGUGAAUGUUUUGGGGCUCAAAAGGACCUUUUUACUAAACCGAAGAAUUAACCUGACCUGCCCAUGAGCUGCGCGUGAAGACGUUAUCGACGAGACAAGAUGAAGUUACCAUUGCUGGCAGUGGCGCUUCUGUGGCUCGGCGGAUGCUUCCACCUAGUAACAGUGGUCGGUGCUAUAGUGGGUGGUGACAGCGCGACCGCCGACGAGUUCCCCCAUAUGGCCGUGCUGGGACGGUCCUGCCUGCAAGCCGAUGGGGGCGAUUGUGUCGACGGGUACGAAUGGUUCUGCGGCGGUACGCUGAUCUCGGACCGCUUCGUCCUGACGGCGGCACACUGUGCCCACACGGGCAUGUCCCAUCCCCCGACGGUGGUGCAGCUCGGUGCGCAUGAUCUGCGCCGCCCCGCGCUGUACGUUGGCGUGCGGGACGUUGUGCUGCAUCCGGGAUAUGGCGGUGUGCUUGCGUACAACGAUAUUGCGCUGAUACGGCUAGAGUCACCGGUGGCAUCCAGCAUCCAGCCGGCGCUGCUCUGGCGAAGCGAAACGAUCCCCGAGAACGUGCCAUUGAUCGCUACCGGGUGGGGCAAACUUGGCCACUUUGAGGACCCAUCCAUGAUACUGCAGCGCGUACAGAUACCGAUCGUACCGAACAGCCAGUGCAACCAGUUGCUGUACCGGAGCCGACGCCUGCGCCAUGGCGUGCUGCCAAGUCAACUGUGCGCCGGCGACCCGAACGGUGGCAAGGAUACGUGCGAAGGUGAUUCGGGCGGUCCGCUACAGCUGAAGCUUCCGUCGGCCAGACCGAUCGGACAAGCUUAUCGCUACUACGUCGUCGGGAUCACAUCGAACGGUGGCAUCUGCGGUACGGUCGACCGGCCCGGGCUGUACACGCGCGUUUCCUCCUACGCCGGGUGGAUCGACCAGGUGCUGGAGCAGAUCACACCGGACUAGCGUUCGGAACUGCGCUCCAUCCCUACGGACCACCACACCACCCCAGUGCCAAAGAUUGCAACAACGAGAAUUGCCUUGCCAAAAUAUGCCAUUUGCUUCUUGCCUCCCUUAUGUGCUGCCCUUACAUGUGUGUUCCUAGUAAAAGCACUGUCUGCGUAAAACCGAUUGACUGCCAUCGAAUAAUGAGGGAAUUCUUUCUCGACUUAAUGCAGCGCGCUAUCACUAAUGAUCAAUAUCCCAGGACAGUUUCUGAGCAAAAUGCAAGAAGAAAAAAAUUGUAUGUGGUGGAAAUUUUGCAAGAAAAGGUCGAAAAUCAGGGAUAGGUAUGCUGCUGGAUGCAACUUGAGUUAGAAAAUUAUUCUUUCAGCAUUGUUUGGUUUGUAGUAUGAUUCAUUGACCACUCACCACUACGAAGGCAAACUUGAUACAAACGAACGACUUGAUAGUUGUGAUAGUAAGACAAAUUAUUGCAUUUGAAAUUAUUUAUUUGAAACAAUUCUCUUAUUUUCGAUGAAAACUACGCAUUAUACAUAAAUUUACAAAAAAGCAUUGCAUGACAUUAUACAAGACAUGAAUAAGAGGAGUGAUUUUUUUUAAAUGUUUUUGAGUGUUUCUGAUAUUCUAGCCAUACGGUCUGACCGUUUCAGAGACAUACAAAAUAUAUACAUAUAUUCUGCAAAAAAACCUACACAAAACGGUCCAAUAUUGCAUGUAAAGCCGAUCGCAUAGCUCUAUUAAACAAUACAAUUCUAUAUAACCAAGAAGAUAUGAACCACUAUAAAGAUAUGAAAACUAUGCCACUAUGAUAACAUACAGUAGCAUUCACACACACAUUAUAAGCGUGCUCCCAACGCCGUUUGCAUGUACUAUUGAAAUAAACAUACUAUUGUUGCAAAGAUUUUUUCGUGCAAAGAGAGAUAUCGUGAAAAAAUCCUAACAUAGGCAAAUGAUGAGUCAUGGUAAGGGAAAGACUGACGCGAGACAAGGCUUCUAAAAUUGCAUUUGAAUUAAAUAUAUUGACAAGGAUUACGAUGUAUACCGGUUGACCGUCCAAUCGUCGUUUAGAAACUGAAAAUUUGAUUUUAUUUUCAGUUGCAUAUCCAGUUGUGCAGCAUAUUUCCACUUUUCAAUUUGUUUACAUUACAAUUGAAGCGUUAUGAUGUUUCGUUUCGUUUUAUAUUAGAAUAACUACCUAAAAUCUAGAAUAGAAUUUACAAAGUACCGAACCUUCAUUCUGCAAAGAUAAGUUAUGAAUAGUAAAAAGUUGUAGUUUGUAAAUCUUAUAAAGUAGUUUGUAAUUUGUCGAUAAUCGAUGGUAUCAUUGAAUCCGUGCGUAGUCCCGGCGUACGUCACGACACUCAUUUUUAUUCAUUUUUGUGACGUACUAGAUGGUUGCUAGUAACUAUAGCCGCUAAUAACCGAGGUGUUGUAGGACCGGGCACAUGAAAUGUGUUGCGAUCCUUAGGAUCCCGAGUUAGCGCCGUAUGUUCCCGCUACGGACGGAUUCAACAAUACCAGCCAAUAGCUAUUAGCUAUAAGCAGAUCCUAGAAAAUAGCUUAUAUUUGGUAGAUAAUUUAAUUUAAUUAAAAUAAAAAAUAAAUAAACAAUUACAGUUGAUCAAUACACUCCAUCAUUAUAUAUAAAUUAAUCGUUAUUGCAUAAAUUGUAAAUAAUAGUCAACCCUAGAUCGAUUUAGGAGAAUAAAAGGCUCCAACCAUUAA
Messenger RNA from Anopheles arabiensis, 3423 nucleotides. RefSeq names its product serine protease snake-like. Gene Ontology annotation, molecular function: serine-type endopeptidase activity. The transcript has 2 exons. The record is from RefSeq and is a predicted model, not a curated record. Gene Ontology annotation, biological process: proteolysis. Bases 853 to 1701 code for a protein of 282 amino acids. Lineage: Eukaryota; Metazoa; Arthropoda; Insecta; Diptera; Culicidae.